AUGAUUCCCCUGAAGCUGUUUUCACUUGUGGUUUUGGGAUUGUUUCUUUUUGCUCAACCACAGCAGGCCGUUCAAUCGCCUAUGGCACCACCUCCGCCUUCUCCAGCCACUUGCCGUCAUAUACUUUUCAUAAAAACCGGAAACAAUACGUACUCCGGAACUGUGGAAGAUUUCUCGCUUGAUUUUGGAGGGUUUACCGUUCCAGAUCUGUUGUCGAAAUGCGAUUCUCUGACCGGCGGUCCUUGUUUCGGGACGAAUCAAACGGCUAUGGUUCAGUUUGACAGGCCAUGCACUGAAAGGAUUUGCAACAUGACAAUUAAACCCAACGGCGAACUAAAUGAUGAAUGGAACAUUGAGUCGGUUGACCUUAGAACCUAUCCUCAAGGCACAAGCAAAUAUGUUUAUCUUGAUUACUGGUUAUUGAGUAACAAGUUCAUUUACCGGGCUUCCGUAUUCGGUGGUCUUCAGUCAUCAUCUCCCAGUUGA
Messenger RNA from Oldenlandia corymbosa var. corymbosa, 486 nucleotides. Lineage: Eukaryota; Viridiplantae; Streptophyta; Magnoliopsida; Gentianales; Rubiaceae. The record is from the annotation of a GenBank genome assembly.